GAAUAUAAAAAAUACAAGACAGUGUAAUUAUAAUUGGGGACUCUAUAAAGUACAUAUGAUGCAAGAAGUAAUAAUUCAUCAAGAAAUAGGAGAAUUCCUAUGUCUGAAAGAUUCUUUUGGGGAAACUUUUUUUACUAAAGAACGUACACUGCAAUUAAUUGAUUUAUAUAGAAGAUAUAAACUUUUAGUAGGAACAGGAGAAAUAAAAACAAUGAAAAAAUUAUGGGAAGUAAUAGCUAAAGAUAUUUCUAAUUUAUAUAAAGUUACUGUAAGUGCAGCAAAAUGCGAAAAUAGAUGGAAAUGUCUAGAAAGAAGCUAUAAAAAAGUAAUAGAUAACAAUAGGCAAACGGGCAGAGGACUCAAAGUGUUUGAAUUUGAAAAAGAAUUUGACACAAUUUAUGGAAAAAAAUGUAACAUUAGGCCAGAAAUAUUAAUUGACAGUGAUCAAGUCAUUAAUACCUAUGGAGGUUCAAAAGAAAAUGGCAAUUGUGCAAGUGCUGUCGAUGGAAAUUUCAUUCAGAAAAAAGCAAAUGCUGAGCAAGAUAUAGAGCAAGAAAACAAGGAAAAGGAAAAUAUUUUGGACACAGGAAUCAAAAAGCCAACAUCUCAAGUUAUGAAACGAAAAAGAUCCUAUAGAACAGAAACGCACACAUAUAAAAAGAGAAACGAAAUAUUGAUAGAUAUGAAGAAUGACUUAAAAACUUAUUAUACUAAUAAAAUAGAGAACGACAAAAAAAAAUUAGCACUGCAAGAAAAAAAACUUGAUGAUCAAAUUAUGAGAACGGCACUUUUGAGAGAAUAUGUCGAUGUGAUAAAGGAGCAAGGAAGUUUUUAAUUACACUGGUUUUCAUUUAAUCCUUUCCUAAGUUGAUAUACAGGGUCUGCUAGACAUAUUUG
Anoplophora glabripennis (Asian longhorned beetle) is the source of this 897-nucleotide messenger RNA. RefSeq lists its product as uncharacterized. NCBI's taxonomy places the organism in Eukaryota, Metazoa, Arthropoda, Insecta, Coleoptera, Cerambycidae. The transcript has 3 exons. The coding region runs from base 56 to 835 and encodes 259 amino acids. The record is from RefSeq and is a predicted model, not a curated record.